UUGUGCUAUAAUGUGAAAUUUCCUCGAGCUUUGUCUGAGUUUGAUAGUGCAACUUUUCAUCUUCGCAUCUACUCUUCUUUGCUACAGCGGAAAUGCAGAGAGCUACUUCUCAAGUCACUGUUUCGAAGAGUACCCCUCAAUCUGAGGAAAACAGCCGUGCGCAAACGCCUGUGGGUACUUCCAACCCGUUCGCUACACCUCCAUACUCAAGACCUGUCUCGACAAUUGGGGCUCGAUCUGGGUUCCAGUAUGCCGAAGUUCCUGGAACUGGAUAUUUUCGAUCUCGUCGCGUUCGCAGAGCAGAUGCUGUACCUCUCCCUGUCAACAAGAAGUCAAAGAAGGAGGCACUUUUAUGGGUUUUCCCCCUCUGCGGCUUGAUUCUAGGAUUAGGUCUAACUGGCCUCAUAAUCUACCUGAAGAUAGCUAGUAUUACACGACACAACUACUGUCCAGUUCUGUCAGAAGACUUUUCUUCUGGUACUUUGGAUCCUAACAUUUGGACAACAGAAGUUCAAGUGGGUGGUUUUGGGUUAGUUUCUCCCCUUACGUACAUGCUCCAAAAUUCUGACGAUCAAUCAACACAGAAAUGGUCAAUUUGAGCAGACAACGACAGAUGCCGAAAACCUAUUCAUUCAAGAUGGCCAGCUGUACAUUAAGCCUACAAUUCAGGAUGCAUCGUUGAUUACCACCAACAGUAUCAUCAACCUCACGGCCGAUGGAACGUGCACAACCACGUCCAAUAUCUUUCUCAAUUGUGUCACCUCUACAAACACAACCAACGGGACUAUCGUACAACCAGCCAAGUCUGCUCGCAUCAAUACCAAGCUUGGUGCUACCAUUAAGUACGGGAAAGUGGAGGUUAAAGCCAAACUCCCGAAAGGAGAUUGGCUCUGGCCGGCCAUUUGGAUGCUGCCGGUUGAGGAUACAUAUGGAGCCUGGCCACAGAGUGGUGAAAUCGAUAUUAUGGAAUCUCGUGGCAACAACUACACCUACAGUCUCGGUGGCAACAAUUUCGUAUUCAGCUCUUUGCAUUGGGGUCCUGAUGAAGCGAGCGAUGCAUACAAAAAAACUACUAACGUGAGAGCUGCCUUGCAUUCCGAGUUCGGUGACGAUUUUCACCUUUACGGCUUGGAGUGGACCGAGAAGUAUAUUUUUGCAUACGUUGAUAAUACACUGCGCCAAGUCAUGUAUUGGCCGUUUAAGAAGCCAUUGUGGCAGCAAGGAAAUUUCCCCUUGAGUGAUGCCAAUGGGACAGCGAUUGUGGACCCAUGGUCACAAACUGGCCGAAAAAAUACCCCUUUCGAUCAAGAAUUUUAUCUUAUCUUGAACGUGGGUGUGGGGGGGCAGAAUGGCUGGUUCCUAGAUGGCGCAGAUGGAAAGCCGUGGGUUGAUGGAAGCCCAUCUGCAAAGUUUGAUUUCUGGAAAGCCCGAAACGAAUGGCUUCCUACAUGGGAGAGGAAUGGACAGAUGAUUGUGGACCAGGUGCAGAUGUGGCAACAGUGUGAUUGAACUAAGCUUGACAGGGGAAGAGGAUAAACAAGCUGCGAUCAGCGUAGACAGGAUAUGCUUGGACCUUGGAGGAUUUCUUUGGAUAUGAUUAGCUUAAUGAAAGUGUGGUUAUUAUUAGAUGGAGGUCGGGAUCAACACAGCAACACCGUUUAUCUUAGGUUAUGGAAUAUUAUUUU
Sclerotinia trifoliorum is the source of this 1685-nucleotide messenger RNA. NCBI's taxonomy places the organism in Eukaryota, Fungi, Ascomycota, Leotiomycetes, Helotiales, Sclerotiniaceae. The record is from the annotation of a GenBank genome assembly.